Messenger RNA from Bacidia gigantensis, 1257 nucleotides. RefSeq lists its product as uncharacterized. The record is from RefSeq and is a predicted model, not a curated record. Lineage: Eukaryota; Fungi; Ascomycota; Lecanoromycetes; Lecanorales; Ramalinaceae. The transcript has a single exon. Bases 1 to 1257 code for a protein of 418 amino acids.
AUGUACGGAAACAGGAUUUGUGCUCCACAGCACACUGUGGUCAUCAAAAGAACCAAUCACCUAGGCGAAUUUGUGAAGAAGACUGAACAUACCAAUGGCGAUGUUACGGAAGAAAUCACAAAGUUUAAAAAGGAUAGCGAUGGCACACCUGGCGAGGAUUUCAUAACCUGGAAGAACGGAAAACUGCUCGAAAAAGGCUGGCGUACCAUUCCCACCAAUCCUCACCACCACGACAAAUACGAUGAGCCUCGCCGCCCACGUGGUUUCCCCGUAAGAUUCGAAGAUAGUGAACACUACUACAGCUUUGAUGAUCGUACCCUUCAACGUGGUUUCUCGAAUUUUUCAGCUCUCCCGUCAAGGAUGCCUUCAAGAGGUGAGCAUGAAAUUCCCCAAGGAAGGGCUGGCGACUCGCAUCGCAAGAGAGCGAACACUCAUACCACACCACCCCAUCAUCAUGGACACAGAACUGAUAAACCAAAGGUCCACUUCGCUGACCGUGUUGAAGAGAUAGAUGGCAAGCACCAUCACCCCUCACGUCCUCGAGCAAGCACACAUCAUGACGACCAUCGUCACCGUGACCAUCAUAGGAACGAGCGAGAGGGAAAAUCACGCGAUGACCACCACCGCCGCCCAUGCCAUCGCGACAGCCCUCCCCAUCAUAGACAUCACAGCCCAGAGACCAAGCCGUACGACUUCCAGCUCAGCAGCCACACCGAAGGAAAGUGGGAAAAGGCGAGAGAGAAAGCCGAGAAGAAGGAAGAAGCCGGUCGCCAAGCACCAAAGACCACAAAAGCCGAGAACAAAGACAAAGAUCGAGCUAAAGACCGAACUCAAGACGCCCACCACAAAGGCCACCACACAUACCACCACACAUACCACCACACAUACCACCACUUCACCGAGCACUUCCACUCCAAGAAAGACAAGCCCGAAGCUUCCAAACCCAAGCCCAAGCCCGAAUCCUCAAAACCCCGACCCCCACCACGGCCCACCACGCCUCCUCGCACCGAAAAGCCAAAACCACCCUCCUCCCUCCCCGCGAAAGCCGAAUCAAAAGACUACUACUCCAUCCUAGGCCUCAAAUCCGACUGCACCGCCGCUGAUAUCAAGAAAGCUUAUCGAAGCUUGAGUCUGAAGCAUCAUCCAGAUCGCAACCCAGAUGAUCCUGAGGCGACGGCGAAGUUCCAGGAUAUUGGCGAGGCGUAUGAGGUUUUGAGCGAUGAGGGGAAGAGGGGUGAUUAUGAUCUUGUUAGGUAG